AUGGAGCAACAAAGGUCCACUGGCCAAAGAUCAGAAGAAGGAUCAGAAGAGACACAAGAAGAACCUCAUGAACCUCAGGGAGAAUUUGAAGAGGUAGCUGAUAGGUCUUCCAUUUCAAGCCAGAUUACGUCUGAUGAUGAGAAGAGUUCAUGGUGUCCAGAAACGGAUGAGGAAGAUGAAGAUGCUGAGGCCAGACCAUCAGAUGCUGUGCAGGAGAGUGAGAAUGAGGGAGAAAAACAUAGGACAUCAGCAGGAAGAGUGAGAAUUGAAGAGGGAGAAUUUGAAGAGGGCGCUGAGAGGUCUUCCAUUUCAAGCCAGACUGGGUCUGAUGUUGAGCAGAGUUCAUGGCGGACAGAAAUGGAGGUGGAAGAUGAAGAUGCUGAGGCCAGACCAUCAGAUGCUGUGCAGGAGAAUGAGGGAGAAAAACUUAGGACAUCAGCAGGAAGAGCGAAAGUUGAAGAGGUAAAAGAGGUCUUGUGCAAUCAGGAUGGAUCCAAAAGGCAGAGGGGAAACCAUACACAGGAGAAGAAGGACGAAUCCAUUCCAUCCUGCACUGUGCUCCACAUUGAACAAGAACAACGGAAAGGAAAGAGAAACAAAAAGCGCCUUGGUGCUCAUUUAAGGAUCCACACAGAGGAGGAAGACAGUCAAAGCUUAGAAUCUGGAGAAUUUGAAGAGGGGGCUGAGAGGUCCACCAUUUCAAGCCAGGCUGUGUCUGAUGUUGAGCAGAGUUCAUGGCGUACAGAAAUGGAGGUGGAAGAUGAAGAUGCUGAGGCCAGACCAUCAGAUGCUGUGCAGGAGAGUGAGGAUGAGGGAGAAAAACAUAGGACAUCAGCAGGAAGAGUGAGAGUUGAAGAGGUAAAAGUGGUCUUGUGCAAUCAGGAUGGAUCCAGAAGGCAGAGGGGAAACCAUACACAGGAGAAGAAGGAUGAAUCCAUUCCAUCCUGCACUGGGCUCCACAUUGAACAAGAACAACGGAAAGGAAGGAGACACAGAAAGCGCCUUGGUGCUCAUUUAAGAAUCAACACAGAGGAGGAAGACAGUCAAAGCUUAGAAUCUGUGAAAAGCAGCUGUCGGAGCAAACUGACUUUAAAACCUCCAAUGCUUGACAAUAAGAGAAAAGGUCAUAAAUGCUUCAAGUGUAAAAUGAGGUUCACAUGGAGCUCGCAACUUACAAGACAUCAUCAAGAAAUUCAUUCUAGAGAGGAACGGCAUCAAAGAGUUCACACAACAGAGAAACCCUUUAAAUGCUCAAAAUGUGGAAAAUGCUUCGGGUAUCGCUCAGUCCUUACCAAACAUGAAAGAAUUCACACAGAAGAAAAACCCUUUCCAUGCUCAAUAUGUGGAAAAUGCUUCAGGACGAACUCAAACCUUACAAGGCAUAAAAUAAUUCACAAAGGGGAGAAGCCCUUUAAGUGUAAAAUAUGUGGGAAAAGCUUCAGUGAUAGCUCCAACUUUAAGAAACAUCAACAAAUUCAUUCAGGAAAGAAACCAUCUACAUCUUGA
Elgaria multicarinata webbii is the source of this 1506-nucleotide messenger RNA. Its product is annotated as zinc finger protein 184-like. Lineage: Eukaryota; Metazoa; Chordata; Lepidosauria; Squamata; Anguidae. The record is from RefSeq and is a predicted model, not a curated record. The transcript has 8 exons. Bases 1 to 1506 code for a protein of 501 amino acids. Gene Ontology annotation, molecular function: DNA-binding transcription factor activity, RNA polymerase II-specific; RNA polymerase II cis-regulatory region sequence-specific DNA binding. Gene Ontology annotation, biological process: regulation of transcription by RNA polymerase II.